GGACUGCUCUUUGAUCCCCUCGUCCGCACCCCCUGAGGAGGAAAGCAAUGGGGCUUUUGCAAAAUUUUGGAACUCCUCACCGACAAAUGAUACUGCUCGGCCACAGGAGGGCAGGCGGUGAUGGCGUGUCUCCAGCCUUGCUCCCUCUCAUCACCAUAACAACCGCAUCCCACGGGGACAGAAGGAAGGAACGUUUGGGGGUGCCAGAGCUUAGGGAGCUUAGGGAAGGUGCGGGGGAGGGGUCUCACCUGUUGCUUCUUUUCUCUCAUUGGGGGUCUUCUGGUGUCUCGGGACACCCACUCACCCAGGAGGACAUCACCUCUGUAAGCCACAGAGGGACCACAAAUGUGGGGUGUGGUUUUUAAAAACUGAGCAUUUAAAAACCAGGGUAAUAUACAUACAAAUCUGGGUUUCUAGCUUCUUGUGAAAAAUCGAGCACCCUAGUGACCCCUAGGUCUUCAUUUACAUGGUGCAAAGCAGAGUGGCGGGUGCCUGUUAGGACUGGACAUGUGCUCGCCACCUGCCCCCUGUCUACUCACUGAGGUCAUGCAUCUGCAUUCUCUUAGAUAUUUGGUUGACGUUGGGGGAGAUGACCCUCCGUGGCCGUGAGAGGUGGCUGGGAGCUGGGAACUGCCCCCGGAGGGAGUGAGCGCCCCAUUGCUGGAAGCAGGCAACUAGAGGGUUGAUGGCCCCAUGGCAAAGGCCUAGGGGAACUUGAAGUGUUAGCUGACUUGGACUCCGGGGUCUUUGGGGAUCCACCAGCUCUGAGAACUGGCUGUUCUGAGACCUUCGAUGACAAAGCCCAGUAGCCUCGUGCACCCUCUGCUCUAUUCCCUUCCCUCUCACCCAUCGUAUUUUUCUUUUUCUUUUUAUUGCAAUGUGCAUGCAGACAAGUGCCCGGCUUCACAAAGUAAACACAAGCGUGUAUAACCUGAUCAGGAAACAAAGCGUGACUCGCCCCCCAGAAGAUUCUCUCCCGCCCCACCCUCCCCAGGACACUUUCCUGACCACUAACCCCAAGAUUGGUUUGUGUCCUUUUGAACUUCAUAUAAAUGGAAUGAGUAUUGCCCUUUCAAGCCCAGCUUCCUAUACUCAGCUUGUACUCUGAGACCCUUCUGUGCUGUCAUGGCAGCUGUCAUGUACUCAGGGUCUGUACUUGGCGUUUGGAGACGAGCUUUUGCUGCCUGCUCCAUCAGCACUGCCCUAAGCCUCUUCUACCCAGCUAUGCCAGCCAUGGUCUCUUUGCCUCCCCUCAACCGCCCCAGGAGGCAAGUGGUUCAGCUCUCAUUUCACAGAUAAGGAGACCGAGGCUCUGAGAGGACCACAGUGUGUCAAGGUCUCCCAGCCAGUCAGUGCAGAGUCCACGCGCUUAGGCUCAGAGUUACGCUUCCGCAUCUUAGAUGCUCUGGGGUCCCUGCCCAUGUGGGUGUCCCUGCCCAUGUGGGUGUCCCCACACAUCUGUGUGUCCCUGACCGUGCCAAGAAUGAUAAAGGAUGAGACAACAGAAAGAACUCGAGGGACAGCCCCAUCCCAACCCCCGCCUGUCUGCAGACAGACCAUGAACAGGGAGCUCUUAUCUGUGCUGACUGCUUUGUGUUUGCCCAGGGACCAAAGUCCUGGUCCCUGUUGAGACAUGCUCCCUGUGAGGACUGGGCAAACAGUGGUCGUGGUGGAGGCCAAGUUCUAGUUCAUCACUUCCUGCCUCGUUACCUUGAGACUAUUUCUGAAUUCCCCUGAGCAUCAAUUUCCUCCUCUGUGCAGGUAAUGUUUAACCACAUCUUCCACACGGGGCUUGCUGGGAGGAGCAAACAGAGAGGUGUAUAAAAGGAGUGAAUUUACGGCUGCUUCCUCCAUGCCAGGUGCUGUACUGUGACUCCAGAACCAAAAGAUCUGGGUUCAAUUCCCAGGCCCACCUCUUACUAGCUGUGCAUCCUUAGGCAGGUUCCUGGACCUCUCUGGGCCUCAGUUUCCCCAUGUCUACAAAGGGAAUGAUAAUAAUUGCACCUUCCAUGUUCCUCAGUUGGGGAAGGGUGGAACCUAUGGGCAGAAGGGCCCAGGGCAUGGUCUCUAAAGACUCAAGGAAUUGGGGGCAAUCAUGGUGACUUCUGGUGACCUCAGUAAGAAGGCGAACUGGGAGCCGUGACUGUCACUAAGACAGCCAAACUCUAAUCAGCAUCUUGGGGCCGGGACAUCUUGUAUCUGUGUAUCAGGGCAAUGAGCAGUAAUCAAGGUAACGCCCCAAUUACCAGCUCUCUGGAGAUCAGCUCCCCCCUCCCCUCUUGGGGUGGCCAAGAUCGGUGUGGUGCCUGCCUUGGGCUCAGAGGAGACUGAGCCAGAAUUGGUCAGUGUUUAUCCAGCAGUAAGAGGCAGAAAAUGCCAGCUCUGGGAGCUGUAUCCCUGCCUCCAUCAGGGAUGGCUGGCCAGGCCGCACUGCACACAGCCAGGGGGAGUGUGUGCAUUUAUUCUUCCAUUCAGCAAAUAUCUAUGGACCCCCCCACCCCGGCUACUGUGUGCCAGGCGCUGUGCUAGGCUGUAGGGCUAUAGCAGUGAACAGGGUGGGCACAGCCUGUAGGAACUGGUGUUCUCUGGGGGAUUUGGACUGUGCACAGGACACAUGCGUGUGUGACAGGCAGUGAGGAGUAAGUGCCAGGAAGAGAAAUAAAGCAGAAGAAGGGCUUGCAGAGUGAGGGAGGCUGGCCGCUGGUCCUGAGCAGGUGACGUCUGCACUCAGGUCCUCAGGCGCAGCCUCCUCCCUGGGGGCACUGGUACCUUCUGAGGAUGGGCGUGGCUUCCAGGAUCCUAGAUGGAGUCACCCGGCUGCCCCUCCCAUGGACAUUUGGACUUAAUGUGUCCGCAGCCAAUGUGAGCGUCCACAUUGCCAUAAGGUGGCUGUUAGCACAGGAUGCCAGCCUGUCCCGGAGAUGGUGCACCCCCUUGGGGCUCUGGCCCAGCCGAAUCCCACGAAGGAGGUUCACGGUCUCCAGCCCCCUCCCUCCCCUCUCAGACAAGGCUGUGUCUCUCACUCUGCAAGCUCCCGUGGGCUUCAGCCACAGCUGAUGACCUGCAAACCGGUCUCUAGCGUGAGCCUUCCUUCUGAGCUCCAGGCCGCUAGGACAUACUGCCUCCUGGAUGCCUCUUGGGGCCCGUCGCCUACUUGGACUCACCAGGUCCACAGUAUGGUGAAGUGCAUGGUCUUCCGCAGCAAGACCAUGCCUUUCCCGGCACCCGCCACUGUCCAUCCGCCCGUGCUCCAGCCCAAGGCCACCUCCCUGCUCCCAGCUCCCAGCCACCAGUCAUCACCAAGUUCUGCCACGUCUACCUCCCAAACAGAGCUAGAGCCUGGCUUCUCUUCUGCAGGUCGAGCGGCACCGCCUCUUCUGUCAGCUACUCCUGCACUCGUUCUCCACACGCAGGUCAGAGUGGGCUUUCUGGAAAGCAGCUCCUCUCCUGCCCAGUAGCCUUCAGUGGCUCCCUACUGCCCUGAGGAAGGAGUCUGAAUCGCUUACCACCCCUGGUAGACAGUGUUGUCUUCCGGCCCUUCUGACUGCACUGCUCUCAUCCCCUAUGACCCCUAUCCCUCACUGCAGCCAAGGGCCUGUCUUGUAGGAUGGGAAAUGGGCCGCGUCCUCCCUAUCUUAGGAUCCUUCAGAAUCUGUAAAAUGGGUUUAAUAAUUGUACUCAUCUCAUACGGGGUCUUAAAGCAUCCUAGAACAGUACCUGGCAUGAAGGAAGCACUGUAUAAGUGUACAAGUCAGAAUAAAGUAAAGUACAUAAGCUCAUUUAUCGAGUACCUGCCCUGUGUGGGGCACCGGCUAGGCGUUCUGCUUCCAGAAGAUGGAGCACGUCCCCUGCCCUCACGGAGCCCACCGUGCCUUCUGGGGGACAUUCUUCCUUCCUCUCCACAUGCCGCCGUCCCUCCCCUGGAGGAUUCUUCUUCAUUUACCUGCCCCCUGGCCCCCCACCAACCCUGUAGGACCAGGUGGCCCUUCCUCGCCCCUCCUCAUGUCCUCAACAGCCUCUUGCGUAUCUGAUGAUGCCUGACCUCACGCUGGUCCUUCCCACAGCCCGCUCCAUCUUGGUGGGUGGCACCUGCAUCCUUUCAGUGGCUCCGGCCGAAAGCCUCAGAGUCAUUCUUGACCCCUACUUGUCCCCUUUUCUCUGACGCAGCCCCCGAACUCCAUUCUGUCAGCAAAGCCUGUUGACUCUACCUUCACAGCAGAUCUAGAAUUUAACCUCUUCUUACCUCUUCUUCCCUACAACCCUGGUGCACCUGGUACCUGGUGCCUGGGCUAGUCCAGUGGCCUCCUCAUGGGUCCCUGCUUCUGCCCUUGACCCCAGAGGCCAGAGGGAGCCUUUGAAGUCUCACCUCUGUGCCCCAAAUCCUCCAGUAGCUUCUCUCCUCGCUCAAAUAUUUGUUAAGGGAAAGAAGGAAAAAAGGCACGACUGAAUGAAUGAAUGGCCUUUUCCACAUCUGUAGUAGCUGGCACGCAGUAGGUGCUGAGAAAACACCUGCAGCAAGAAUACAUGGGGCCCCCUGCGAGGGGGUGAGGACCCGAAGCACACAGUAGGCGCGGGGGGAGCCUGGUGGGCUCUUUGGCCGAGGUGUCUGGUUCUUGCUGCUGCCGCCCCUCCCCUCCACUCUCUGGGCUGGGGGUGGGGCAGGCAGGCAGAGCCCAGGCCAUUUUGGGGCCCUGGCCGGACUUCCUCACUAUCCUGGGUGGGGCUGGUGAUGUGGCUUUCACUUCUGGGAACCCUAGCUGGACGGCAGUUCUGGGAAGGCUGCUGACCCGUGGAGAAGUGUACCCCUACCCCCCCUGCCAGACCAGCUCAGCAGACGCUUCAGGCCAGCGUAAGAUUGUGGAGUUUCAGGGGUCAGCGGCUCCAGAGGGAGGUCACCCGCAGCGCCUGCUGUCCCAGGAUUCCUAUCCACAUGCCUCUUGCCAGAGGACCGGCUGCAUCCUGUCUGCUGAUCCAGCCUCCCACCCCCUCCACGUCGGUUUGCAGCCAAGAGAGGGGAGAGGACCCGGAGGCCUGCACACCCCACUGGCUUCAGGAAGAGCCCCGCUGGGUCGCUUCUGUGCCGCUGCUGGCUUCUGACAUUUCAAGACUCGCCACUCAUCUCCCCGCAAAUAAAAAGAGCGCUGUAGGAUCUCCCAAUGGGGUGGCUUCACUCUGGGCUCACGUUUUCGGUGGGCUGUCUGAUCCUGGUGUGGGCGGCAGGCUGUGGCUCCUGCUGCUCAGAGGUCUCCUGUGUCUCCCCAGGGAGCGUGAGGGUCCUGCAGGGGCCCACCUGCUUCUCCGACUAUGUCAACAUCUCCACCUGUGAGUGGGAGAUGGCCCGGCCCACCAACUGCAGAGCUGAGCUCCGCCUCUUCUACCAGCUGAAAUUCUUCUACUUUGAAAACCACACGUGUGUCCCCGAGAACAGAGCUGGCGCGGUGUGCGUGUGCCAUAUGCAUAUGGAUAACGUGGUCAGUGUGGACACCUACCAGCUGGACCUGUGGGCUGGGGAGCAGCUGCUGUGGAAGAGCGCCUUCAAGCCCAGUGAGCAUGUGAAACCCCUGGCGCCCAGAAACCUCACUGUUCACGCCAACAUCUCCCGCACGUGGCUGCUGACGUGGAACAACCCGUACCCUCCUGAGAAUCACCUUUACUCCGAGCUCACCUACCUGAUCAACAUCUCAAAUGAGAACGACCCCACGGAUUUCAGAAUUUAUAACGUGACCUACAAGGGGCCCACCCUCCGCUUUGCAGCCAGCACCCUGAAGUCUGGAGCUUCCUACAGCGCCCAGGUGAAGGCCUGGGCUCAGAGCUACAACAGCACCUGGAGUGAGUGGAGCCCCAGUGCCAAGUGGCUGAACUACUACGAGGCGACCUUGGAGCAGCGCCUCCCGCUGGGCGUCAGCAUCUCCUGCGUCGUCAUCCUGGCUGUCUGCCUGUCCUGCUAUGUCAGCAUCAUCAAGAUUAAGAAAGAAUGGUGGGACCAAAUUCCCAACCCAGCCCACAGCCCCCUCGUGGCUGUUGUCAUCCAGGAUUCUCAGGUGUCACUGUGGGGGAAGCGGUCCCAAGGCCAGGAACCAGCCAAGUGCCCACACUGGAAGACUUGUCUUGCCAAGCUUCUGCCCUGUUUACUGGAGCAUGGCAUGGAAAGGGAUGAAGAUUCCUCCAAGGCUGCUAGAAAUGAGCCUUUCCAGUGUCCUGGAAAAGUAGCAUGGCACCCCAUGGAGGUCAACAAGACAAUCCUCUGGCCAGAGAGCAUCAGCUUGGUUCGGUGCGUGGAACUGUUUGAGGCCCAAGUGGAGAAUGAAGAAGAGGAAGUGGAGGAAGAUAAAGGGAGCUUCUGCCCAUCACCUGACAGCAGCGGGGGCAGCUUCCAGGAGGGCAGGGAGGGCAUCGCAGCCCGGCUGACAGAGAGCCUGUUCCUGGACCUUCUCGGGGGCGAGGUUGGGGGCUUUAGCCCACAGGGCUUGGAGGAGUCCUGCCUUCUUCCACCUUUAGAAAAUCCAAGUGUUCAGAGGCCCUGGGCCACGUCCCCAAGUGUGGGGCCCCAGGAGGCAUCGUCUGAGGACAAGGAGCCUUUGAACCCAGAGUCAAGUCCUCCAACCCAGAGCCCAGCCAGGCUGGCUUUCCCAGAGAUGCCCGGCAUCAUCACAGACAACCCCACUUACCGCAACUUCAGCACCUUCCUGAGCCAGUCCUCAGGCCCUGGAGAGCUUGACUCAGACCCACAGCUGGCCGAACACCUGGGGGAAGUGGACCCCAGCAUCCCCGCCGCCCCUCAGCCUGAGCCAGAAACAUGGGAGCAGAUCCUGCGCCAGAGCGUCCUCCAGUGCAGGGCAGCCCCGGGCCCCGCCUCGGCCCCCAGCAGUGGCUACCGGGAGUUUGUGCAGGCGGUGAAGCAGGGCGGCGCCCGGGACAGCGGGCUGGAGGGCUUUGGCCCUUGCGGAGAGGCUGGCUACAAGGCCUUCUCCAGCGUGCUCACUGGCACCGCUAGCUGCCCGGGGACAUCUGGGCUUGAGCCCAGCAGUGGGGAGGGGGGCUACAAGCCCUUCCAGAGCCUCACUGCUGGCUGCCCCAGAGCCCCUGCCCCAGUCCCUGUCCCCCUGUUCACCUUUGGACUGGACGUGGAACCCCCUCACAGCCCUCAGGACUCACUCCUCCCAGGCAGCACCCCAGAGUGCCCUGGUUUGGAGCCAGUGGUCAAGGAACAAGACAGCCAGAAGGCCCUGCUAUCCCCGGAGCCAACCACAGACCCCCCCGGGGAUGACCUGGGCAAUGGCAUUGUCUACUCAGCCCUCACCUGCCACCUGUGUGGCCACCUGAAGCAAUGCCACAGCCAGGAGGAACGUGGCAAGGCCCACAUCGAGGCCAGCCCCUGCUGUGGCUGCUGCCGUGGGGACGGGUCCUCACCCCCGGUGAGCCCCCUGAGGGCCCUGGACACCCAGCUCGGUGGGGCUCCAUUGGAGGCCAGCCUCUCUCCGGCCUCCCUAGCACCCUUGGGUGUCUCAGAGGAGGGUAAGUCCCCCCUGUUCUUCCAAACUGCCCCCAACAAUGCUCAGAGCUCAAGCCAGACCUCCACGGUGGUGGCCAUGCUCUCCCCAGGGCCCACGUGCACGGACGCUUCCUAGGUGCGUGCCCACUUCUUGCUGGAGUCUACAAGCGAGGACUGGGCCUUACCCAUGACUGCGAAAUGCCUCCCUCCAGAAGGCAGCCCGGCUGGCAGGGUUCCGAAAGACUCAGGGAACCCUGCUAUGAAGUGGUGAAGUUGUCCAACACUGGGGCUACGGAGACCGGCCGUCCCCGGCUCCCAACGUUGGCCCGGGCUCGCCACGUCCCAUGGGAGUGGAGGCACCUGCAGAGACCAGGAGGUUCCCGGGCGCCUUGGCUUGUGAAUGAGCUGUUGGUCAUUUCACGGGUCCACAGCUGCCCCAGUGGACUAUCGCUGUCACGCUCAAGGUGUGUUUUGUCCACCGAGUUGCUCUGUUACUCGUGUCUUGCCCAGGCCUGGGGUUAGCUGCCACCAUCUCACUGGAUCGGAUGCUGAGCCUAGAAGCUAACCAAGCCAAUGGGAGAAUGACUUGGGAGGCCUUGGGAAACUGAGGUCCAGAAAGGGUGGUCAUUUGCCCAGAGACGCCUGUUCAUUUAAGAGGUUGACACUGGCAGCAGAGCCUGAGCUGCGGAGGGGCGCUUAGUCAAGUGGAGUUAACGAGGACAUGAAAAAUUGUGAUUACCGAGCAGUGACGGCGUGCUGCCAGUUUCCCACACAGCUGUAAGGUUGGGGGUUCCUGUUAAUCACUGGAUCCCCAGAACAAGCAUGCCUGGUGACCUUGGGGCCGGUGUGUGCCCCCAUGCGUGCCGUUGCUGGCAUCGGUGGUUCAGAGGGAGUGGCUCAGCUCUCCUGAUCCAGCGAGCUGGGCGUCCAAGAUGCCGACACCAGGCACGUCACCUGCACCUCGGCCCCGACCUCAGGUUGAGUAAUGUGCAUUGUUCGUGUGCAUCUCAAAAAUUGUUUCAUCACCUGGUGUUUGUGUUUGCUGAGGAGGGUAGAAUGGGAGGGGAUGGAGUUUUGUAUAAAUAAAGGUUCUUUACCUCCUUCCCCACCCUCCCCACCCCAUUUAUUAAACAAACAUACUGCCAGGCACUGUUGCGAGUGCUUUAUCUCUAUUAACUCAUAGAAUCCUCCCAUCCAGAGGUACUGAGACCAACCCAAGAGGUUAAGUAACUUCCGGUCUUCUUGGGUUUCCCUGAGACCAGGAUUCAACUGCAGUUUGUUGAAAUAGGUGGCGAUCCCAGGAAGCCCUGCUUGGAGAGCGGGGAAAGGAGGCAGGGAAGGGCAGGAGGCAAUAAAAGGUGUUAUCGCACAGAGUGCCAGCGCGGGCAACAGGUGCUUCACGCCGCGGGGGAGCUCGGGCAAGCCAGGCACAGCGCAUGCCUAGAGGUGGGGAGCUAGCUGUUUGUCCACCAACUCCCAUCUGUCAUUGGUGGAGGGCUGCUGCCAGGGGCAACUCCCCAGCACUUCCAGCUGCUCCAGGAAAAAUUCCUCCAAUUGAGAGCUGGGGGGGUGGGGGAGGAGCGGUGUUGGAGCAGCUUUGGGCACGUGGAGAUGUGGACAGGGCUGUGAUUGGCAGCUGCCCCUUUGCCAAGGUCACACAGCUAGUGGCAGACCCAUAGCUGAGCCGUUGCUCAGCCUCUUUGUAGAUGAUCCGUGCUUAACAUCUGGGCGGUCGGUGUAUGGAGUGGGCCUCAGACAGGCAGGCAGGGGAUCUUAAGCUCCUUUGUCUGCGAUCACUCUGACUCACCCUGACCGCCACGCUUGCAAAAUGAAGGGCUCGGCUGUUCGAGGUUCCUUCCUGCUCUGGCAUUCUACGUAAUACAUUACAGAGGUGAUGGGGACCUCACUACCUCACAUGCAGCCUAAUGUUUGUGAGAACUGCCUCCUUUGUGCUGAGCCCAAAUCUAUCCCUUUAGCUGCCUGAGUCACCACCCCACACCCACGGUUUGCAGAUGAGGGAAACUGCUCUAGAGAGGAAAAGGGACUUGCCAACGUCACACAGUGAGUGGCAGAACCUGAACUAGCCCUCUGGGCCUUUUGUCUUCAAGAGUUCUUUGUAAUAAAAUAUAAUAAUUUAAAAUAAAAAUAACUAGUUAGGACCAAGCAAUUUGCUUGGUGUCGUACGCUGACUGUGUCACAGCUCUAGCGAGCAGGUUAUUAUCCCAACUUUACAGAUAAGGGAGCAGGCCCAGAGAGGUUGAGGUUUAGCUUAGGGCCACACAGCUGGGAAGUCCGGGAGCCAGGAUUUGAAUCCAGGUCUGAUUGCAGAGCUCCCAGCCACCAUGGUGUGCCACCUCAUGUACAGCGUGGCACUGACUCGAUUGUCAGCUCUGAUUAACCCGCGGGUCAUCUCAGAAAAUCAAAUUUUAAAACUAAGCAGCCAGUGGAUAGGACUCGGUGCUUUCACUGCCGUGGCCCAGGUUCGAUACCUGGUCGGGGAACUAAGAUCCCGCAAGCCUCGCGGGGUGACCAAAAAUAAAAUAAAAACUAAAAAAACCAAGCAGCCAACCGAGAAAAUAUAUUUGGGUGAGUGCUGGAGAGCUGGUUGGAUUGCAAGUCCAACAGAAUUGAGACUGACUUAUUCUAUCCCCAGGACCUUAGGAGGAAGACACCCAACUUGUCAGCUGAGGCUCAUAUUACAGACUCCGCGGGGCUUUGGGAAACUAGAAUGGAGAACUAGGCAGAGACACCUCCCAUCUCUUAUCCGGAUUUCAACCCACCCUCCCAGGUUCAGGGAAGCUGGAGAGAGGUCACCGUUCUGGCUUCCCCAACCCCCUUCUCCAUCUUAACACAGGGAAGGAGGAAGCGGAGAGAGCGGGAAACACAUCCCACUGAUGUUUACUGAGAACUUACUAUGGGCCAGCCACUGUGCUGGAUGUGAGGAGACUGAGUGACACAAAGUCCCUUCCCUCUUGGAUCCUACAGUUCAGUGGGGUAGACAGAAAUGUAAAAGACAAAAGGAAAAAAUAGGAGUCUGAGAUGGGGGGGUUAGUGGAGAGGUCUUUAAGGAGGUGACAUGUGAGCUGAGCCUUCAGUGACUAGAAGAACCAGGAUGGACUGGAGGAAGAGCAUUCCAGGCAGAGGAUAGAGCAAGUGCAAAGGCCCUGAGGCACAAGGAGUUUGGCGUGUUCCCAGUAAGAAAGAUCAGCUACAGCGCAGUGAGCCAGGGACAGUGGUGAGAGAUAAGGUCAGGCAGGAUGGGGGACUGGAGUGAGGAAUUUAUAUUUUGGCUUAAAUGCACAUUAGCCCCACCCACUGAGAAACAUGGUCCAAUAGACACCCAUCUCUCUUCAAUCUCUCCAGUCCCAAACGUAAUCCAUCUAUAAGCAGGAGCCCAGGAGAGGAAGUGGAGGCACUGGAGAUGUUCCUCCAAUAGGACUCCCUCUCACCUCGCAGAAGUGGAGAACUAAGGUUCCUUCUGACAACAGUGACGGGGGUGGUUAAAAUCCUCCUUGCUGCUCUUCUCACUCAGGAGUGAAGUGAAUCCCACCAGAAAUGUGUUGAUUAGCACAGGGGAGUGGCUGGCCGCCAGGGUCUUCCUUGGGAAUUUCUUUGAUAAAAGACUUUUAAAAAUCCCCUUAAAAUCUGAUCUUGACCUCCCAGGCAUGUCUCCAAGUUAGGCAGGGAACCCAAGGGUCUUCGGGGUGUGAAUUCCCAGCCCCCAUCUCUGCUCUCUCUGUCUCCUUUGUCCUGCCUGUGUCUUCAUUUUUUUCAUUUGUAAAAUAAGAAGGAUAAUAAAAUCUGCAUUGGAGCGUUGUCCUGAAGAUAGUCUACAUUAUCAUCAUCUUCAUCAUCUCCUGGGUUUACUCCAACCUGGCGGGGGCACAGGUAACAAGAGUGAAAAGGUACAACCAGCUUAGAAAUCUAGAAUUCUCAGCCUCAGCGACUGCUCUGGGCUUCCUCCCGUGGACCAAAACCAACCAAACAAACAAAAUGUUGCCUGCCGUUUCAGUCAACAAAGAAUGGUGUCUGCAUUCUGGUAAACAAACAUAGUGCCCGCCAUCAAGCCUUCAGCCACUGCAGCUGCCCCAGGACAGUGAGCCCCGAAGGGAAUUCGGGAGAAAAACAGGAUACGCGCCCUAGACAGUUAAGAUGCCCAGACUCUCGCAUCUUCCCAAACACAGAAAAGCACUAAGAUCAUUAACUUGAGAUGUCUGCUUUUUCUUGUGAUUAGCAAUAAUCUUUCGACGUUCUACUACAUGUUUUGUUUUGUUUCAGCAAAAACUCCUAUGGAUCCAGGCUGCUCUCUUACCUCUUCGGAACAGUUCCUCAGAGCGCUGAGAGGCUGUAUCCCAGGCUAUAUAGUUCUCAGUAACGUCCCUGAAUAAAACAUAAUUCUCAGCUUUUA
Aethalodelphis obliquidens (Pacific white-sided dolphin) is the source of this 11900-nucleotide messenger RNA. RefSeq names its product interleukin 4 receptor (gene IL4R). Gene Ontology annotation, cellular component: membrane; external side of plasma membrane. Gene Ontology annotation, molecular function: protein binding; cytokine receptor activity. The transcript is spliced from 10 exons. NCBI's taxonomy places the organism in Eukaryota, Metazoa, Chordata, Mammalia, Artiodactyla, Delphinidae. The coding region runs from base 5157 to 7628 and encodes 823 amino acids. Gene Ontology annotation, biological process: cytokine-mediated signaling pathway; production of molecular mediator involved in inflammatory response. The record is from RefSeq and is a predicted model, not a curated record.